Raphanus sativus (radish) is the source of this 690-nucleotide messenger RNA. Its product is annotated as high mobility group B protein 3. The transcript is spliced from 8 exons. Bases 1 to 417 code for a protein of 138 amino acids. The record is from RefSeq and is a predicted model, not a curated record. NCBI's taxonomy places the organism in Eukaryota, Viridiplantae, Streptophyta, Magnoliopsida, Brassicales, Brassicaceae.
AUGCUAAGACCAUCUGCAACGGGAGACAGCUGGCAGGGUGAGAUUGGUGUGGCGGAUGUUUUGUGUUUUGUGUUGCAGAAAAAAAAAAUUUCAUUCUCCGGCAACCCUUGUCCGCCUCACUCACUCGUCAUCUUCUUCAAGUCAUCUCCUUUGCAACCCAGGGAUGACUUCCGUCAGACUUACAAGAAGGAACACCCCAAUAACAAAUCUGUUGCUGCUGUUGGAAAAUCUGGUGGCGAGAAGUGGAAAUCCUUGUCUGACUCUGAGAAGGCUCCCUACGUAGCUAAGGCUGAUAAGCUGGAGGAAGGUCCAAAGGAAGACGAGGAAUCUGAUGACAAGUCAGUGUCUGAGGUUAGCGAAGAGGAGGAUGCCGACAUCAGAGUGAUGAGGAGAAAGACGAUUAGACUAAGAAGUUGAAGUUGGCAGCAUUAUAUAUGAACGCCGCUGCAAGGAUCUCUCUCUCUUAUUUACCAACAUAACGUUUCCUGUUUGGAUUGAAGAGCAGCUCACCGUCGAACCCAUCAAUGAGUUUGUCCAAAGCUGUGACAUUGUUGCCUUCAACAAUAUCUGAGGAUGGAGAAAAGAGCUUAAGGAUGGCCUGUGUGUUUUGAUUUUUUUGAGUUUCCUAUGUUUUAUACUCUUUGUUUUGAUAAUCCUAAGGACUCCCCUAAUCAAGUACACCAUUGCACA